AUGGAACCGGCCAUACCGGGCCCCCCUCCGACAAGGAUAAUAUUUCUCUCGCAAAUUCCAGCAUGCCCCUUGGGCUACAAGGUCCGAUUCUUAGGAUGUGUCUCGAAAUACAAUGCCACUACUGGUCGUCUGACUCUUGAACACAACUGCAAUGUCGGUGGGGUACAUUCUCGAAACCACAGAGUAGAAGUUGAUAUAAACCUUCUACUUGGAGAUAUCAAUCAUACAAGUAUUCAAAUAGGGGUCUGGCUCAACGUCCUUGGGUAUAUACGUGAGGACUCGUUCUAUGACGAUUAUAGAAGAAAUAAGGAUGAAAGUAUUUCGAAAAUUCGGGAGCAAAAGGUACAGAAAACAGCAGCUUUACCGGUAUACAUUCAAGCUGUGAUGAUACUACCGGCUGGAUCCGUUCGAAUUGGGGAAUAUGAAAAGGUCUUAGAUGACAUGCAACAGGUUGAAAGACGAAUAAAUGAUGAGUAG
Messenger RNA from Microsporum canis CBS 113480, 477 nucleotides. RefSeq lists its product as hypothetical. The record is from RefSeq and is a predicted model, not a curated record. Gene Ontology annotation, molecular function: single-stranded telomeric DNA binding. Gene Ontology annotation, biological process: telomere capping. The transcript has 2 exons. Bases 1 to 477 code for a protein of 158 amino acids. Lineage: Eukaryota; Fungi; Ascomycota; Eurotiomycetes; Onygenales; Arthrodermataceae. Gene Ontology annotation, cellular component: CST complex.